Caenorhabditis bovis is the source of this 3708-nucleotide messenger RNA. Lineage: Eukaryota; Metazoa; Nematoda; Chromadorea; Rhabditida; Rhabditidae. The record is from the annotation of a GenBank genome assembly.
AUGGACAACGAUGACGACAUUGAGAUAAUCGAAGAGACAGACCAACAGCAAAUUGUGAAUCCUGUGAGUUCUGUGAAUGGAACUGGGGAAUUUGAAGUGAAUCCCGAUGUCGUUGAUUUGAGUAGUGAUAGCGAUGAGAGCGAUAUCAUUUUAGAAAAGGUGCAAAAUCUCAACGACGAUGAAGAGCUCGAGCUCAAAUUGGAGAGAAUCGACAAAAUUCUAUCAUGGUUCGUGAAAAUGAAGCCCGAGCUCAUUAUUGAUUGCGAAAUUACACGAGAUGAUUAUUUGAAGUCAAGUGUACGCGACGAGCUCGCCGUCGAUUUGGAGACAUCAAAAAAAUGCCUUGAAGAGUACCGAAACACUGGCGAAUAUGAGCAUAUCCAUGAGAAGCUCGGACUUGGCUCGCCAGAGCUUACGGUCGUCGCAAUCUGUAUUGCAGUGCUAGACGAGGACAAUUCGAGCGAUAUCGACUUCACCGGAUUGUGUUUUGAUCGAUUGGACAGCUUCACGUUCAACACGAUCAAAACGUGCAUGUCGAACUCGACGAUAGGCGUCGAUGAGAGUUCGCGAUUCGGACCGUUGAUGUUGAUGCGACAUACGCUGAUGCCGCCGGCGAAUGUUGUGUUGGGAUUGACGAUUAUGUGGUUGAGGGUUAAUCAAUUUCCGAUUCGAGUUGAAUGGAUCGAGAUGGAGCGGAAGGCGAUCACGCAGAACGACGUCGCCGAAUUUCAGAAGAAUGUCGUCGAAGCGGCGCUCGAUUAUUUCGCGAGAAACAACACCGUCGAGAGCGAGUGCCGAAAAUUCGAUCAAGAAUUGGACGACUUCCAACGCGACUAUCAACUGACGACACAAUCGGUGCGACAGAGUAUCGAGCGCGCGAAAGCGGCGAUGAGCGAGAUCAGAAAGCCGGCAAUGUCGGAGCUGAUGGCCGAGAUUCGCGAGAAUCCGACGACGCCCGUCGAAUUGACGUCGUUGGAGUGUCGUCGGAAUCUCGAGGCGAUGCGCGAGAUGAAGCGAGAAUUGGCGACGCAUCAGGAGAUCUACAAUCGGCGAAUGGAGACGAUGUUGGCGAAUUCGCCGUCGCUUCAAGACGCGCUCCUCUUCAAAUACGACGAUUUUUGUCUGGCGCGUAGUGUUGCCGACGAGGCGGCGCCGUUUGAGAUUGCCGUCGUGCAAGAGCAGGUCAACAUGUGCCAUUAUCGGGUGCGAUUCGCCGAGAAUGGCGAGACGAAAUUGGUGCACAUCGCCAACAUGGCGCACCCGCGUUUCACCAUGUUCGACGCCGUCGUCGCCCAAACCAUGUACAUCGGCCUUCGUGUGGUGUGUCGCGUCGUCGACGUCGGCGGCGGCGGCGGCGGCGACGCCACCGACGCGAAAUGGAUGGCGGGCACGAUCGGCGGACACGCGAUGAUACACGGCGACGAGUUUCUCGUGUUCUUCGACGACGGCCAAGAUCGUUACGUGCGCGCGCCGACGCAUCCGACGAGCGUCGAGGCGAUGGCGAUCGGACGGUUGGCGGCGGUGUCGCGCGAUCGUGCCUUGCUGAGGCGUCGACUCGAGCUCGUCAAAAUCGUGCCGAUGGUCGAGCAGAGUUUCAACGAGAAAAAAGAGCUGGAUCGAUUCCAUGUGCACGAGUUGAUACGCGAGAAGACGCGCGCCAAAUUUUUGAUGCACUAUUUGGCGAGAUAUCCCGAAUGGCCGCUUCUUCGCGUCAGCGUCGGCGAGAAACUUCAAAUUUUCAAAUCCGACAACUCGCGCAACAAGGUGACGGUGACGGUGGUUCACGUGGACCGCGCGUUCUGUGUGGUCCGCUACACGUUCGGCGGUUCGGUGCUCGGCCAGACGUGCCUACAGUACCCGUGCGCCGGUUUCCAUCCGCACACCGAUGAGAAGCUCUAUCGGGGCUCCUAUCGAAUACCCGAUGUUGUGAUCGAUCAGAGCGGUGAGAACAAUUUGUCGCGUCGCGUCGUCCAACGCCUCCGCCGCUUAUUCGAUCCGUCGCAGUCGACGCCGAAGAUGCCGGUGCUCGGCGUGCCGACGUGCGAUGGCAAUGACGGCGUCGGCGGAGGCGACGACGACGACGUUGAUGAUGAUGUCGUCGUCACACGCGAGAAUCUGAAGGCGCGACGACGAAAGCGCAAUGAGUUGACGAGCAACGAGAUCGUCGAGAGGCGACGAAAACAGAAUAUAAUCAAUCGCACGAUUGUUCGCGCGCCGCAACUCCAACCGCUCAGCGAGCUCAAAUUCCACGAGCUGUGUGGUCCCGACUGCCUUCAGGGAAUGGACGCCGAUCCGUACGAUUCGAGAUUCCAUCGAUGCUCGCCGCUUCACGUGCCGAUUCUUUGCGGUUGGAGGAGAUAUAAAUUCACGAUGAAAGUGUUCAAACGACGCGCGAACACCCGAAAAUGCAUAAUCUAUUAUGGUCCGUGCGGGAAACCGCUGGCCGGCUGCAAGGAGAUCACGAAUUAUCUGCGCGAGACCCAAUCGAUGAUCACCAUCGAUUGUUUUUCGUUCGAUUUGGAUGUUGAUACCGAAACGUACAUAACGGUUGAUGAGAAGUACCUGAAAACCGAGGACUACGCGAAUGGAAUCGAGGGCAUCCCGAUUCCGGCGGUCAACACCGUCGAUGAUGAGAAUCCGCCGGUGAUUGACUACACGAAACGACGAUAUCAGUAUGAUGAUACGGUGGAUUUGCAAACGAUCAAUCGCGAUUUUUGCUCGGGAUGCUCGUGCGAGGGCGAUUGCAGCGAUGCGAGCAAGUGCGAGUGCCUUCGAUUGAGCAUCUCGUCGUACAAUGCUCUGCCCAACGAUCUCAGGAGUCAGAAUAAGAAAGAUUUAGUUUGUGAUUUCAGAUAUGACUACCGAAUGCUGUCCGAAAAAGUGUACAGCGGCAUUUAUGAGUGCAACGAUCAGUGCUCGUGUCAUCGCAAAAAUUGCCAUAAUCGAGUGGUUCAGAAUAAUAUCAAAUAUCCAAUUCAGCUGUACAAAACGGCCGAGUCGGGUUGGGGCAUUCGCGCGCUCACCGACAUCCCGCACGGCGCGUUCAUCUGCAACUACGUCGGCGCGAUUCUGACGAACGAGCUCGCCGAUCAGCAUCAGAACGACGAUCAAUAUUUCGCCGAUCUCGAUUUGAAGGACGUCGUCGAGCGCGAGAAGAUGAUGGACGAGAACAGCGACGACGAUUUGGGAUUCGACGAGGACGAGUCGAGGCAAUCGCCGGCGAACGUCGACGACGCCGAUGAGGAUGACGACGAUCUUGGCAUCGAGGGGAGCAUCAACUCCGAGGAGGAGGAGGAGGAGGAUGUCGCGGCUCGACGAUCGUCGCGACAAGUCGAGAAGCAGAAGGCGGCGAUUGCCGAGCAGCAGAGGAAGAAGGAGGAGCGCGAGGAGAGGAAGCGGCGGAGGAACCAGGCGAUAUUCAAAUGGGACGACUAUUUCGGCGAUUUGGCGUUGUUCGUGUUGGACGCGAAGCGGAGAGGCAAUAUUGGAAGAUUCUUGAACCAUUCCUGCGAUCCGAACGUCGUCACCCAGCAUGUUUUGUAUGAUACGCAUGACUUGAGGCUUCCGUGGACCGCAUUUUUCGCUAGGCGAUUUAUUAAAGCCGGAGAGGAAUUGUGCUGGGACUACAAUUAUACGAUGAUGCGCGACAACGACGAGCAAAUCGUGUGCAAUUGCGGCUCCGAGCGUUGCCGUGGGCGUCUCCUCUGA